AUGGUUGCCUGGCUUUUUAGGGCAUCGCUUGAUCGCUCUCUGCCCACCAUGUUCAAGGCCUUAUUGGCCGGGGGCCGUUCGUCCGAUGCCCGCAGCAGCUCUAGUUCUAAGAGUAGUAGCCGUCGCAGAACAGAUUCCAAAGCUUCUUCAACAGUGAGCCGCAAGUCCUCACGGGGUGACGACCGUGACCGAGGCUUGGGUGACCUGUCAGCCUACUCAUCGUCUGGAAACCGCAGCAAGCGCUAUGCACCCAGCGCGGCAGGCGAUUCCGUUGCGUCGAGCUAUGCGACGGCGGAACCCCACACCGCGAUCGAGCCCGACCGAAAUGUCAUCGAACGGGCACCGAGGCGCAGAGAUCUAGACGAUAGUGAACGUCGCGAUCGAUAUCCAGACAGCGAUGACAGCAGUGACAAACCCCGACAUAGACGCAAUCGCUCCCGAUCGCCGAGCCGCGAACGAACCAGUGAACGCCAAGAUAAUACAGAUGAGAUUGAUAAUGGAAACCAUGAAAGUGGUCAUCCUCGAGAGCGGCGACGAACGCAGCCUGACGAAAUGCCUUUAUCGCCAGGCGUGCCCAUUUCCGGUGCUGGAGCAGACUUAGCUCAGAAGGUGGGAGCUUCUGACCAUCCCCAAUUCCCCCCGCCGUUCCACAACACACACCCAGUGACAUCUGUACCAAGCUCGCCUAACGUGCCUGGUGUCUACGACCCCCACGUACAGCAGCAGUUCCAGGCCAGCGCAGCAGCCGAUUACUACGGCGACCAGGGGCAGUCAGUCGCGCAACAACCCGGUGUUCGGCCUAAGCCACCCACAGUUAUUCCCAAUAAUCAAGCGCACUUGAUGCCGGCAUCACCGCAUGCCAACCCGCCGCCAGAGCCUAGUAGUAUGGGGCAGACCGGUGCAGCGGCUGCGUAUUACGCAGAUGACGCAGACCCAGGGAUACAAGCACCCGAACAAUCAAGUAAACCCCCUUCAGGACCGACACCAAAACCUCCCAGACCAACUAUACAAACUGAAGGGGUCUCAGGGCCUGUUACAACCGCUACUGCGCAUGAGGAAGGUAGUCCUCAGAAUAUUGGCUCUGGAUCCUCUCCAUUGCUAGUCGAGUCGCCGACGCCUACGUUUGUCCCGCCUUCUGGUAUCAACCCGUCCAAACCGCCCGAUACUCCUGGUAUUGGGACAUUAGUUGGCGCAGCAGCAGCAGGUGCGGUAACAAGUCAUAUGAUCGGCCACCAUCAUCAAUCAUCCCCGAACGUAGAAAAUUCCCCUCAGCCCGGCAAUCAGAAUUACGAGGACGCUUCCCCGAGCAAUGUGGGACACCCUGGUCCGUCUACGUACCCGGAUCAGCUGAAUGCACCACCCCCCUACAUAGCUGGUGCUGGGGAGACAGCGUACGCUGCCCACCCAUUGCAUCCUCAUCAUGCAGCCCUUUACCACGGAGCACCAUUUCAGUCCGGGGGUUUGGCAUUCCAACAACGCCAACGGGGCCCUCUUGGCAAGUUCCUUGAUUUUUGGCGUGACGCAGAAGGUGUUGGUAUGUUCGAGGAUUAUACUGAAACCAUUGGCGUUUGCAAGCACUGUUUUGAACCGGGCACCUCGUCGCGCGACGCCCCUCGAAAACAUUAUUAUAGACCCCGUCGUCGCUCUAGUGAUCGCUAUAGCAAUGGCUCACGAGUGGACAAAACUAGUCGUUACCCCUCUUCAGAGGACGAAGGUCGACGUCGCAAGAAAACCUCCACAAGCUCCUGGCUACCUGGGAUGCUUGCUGGGUACGCUAUAAAAUCAGCCUUCAAGAACAGAGACUUCGAGGAUACCUAUAGUGUUCGAUCCGGCCGAGCUGCAAGCUCGGCAUCUGACACUGAGAACCUAUCAACGCUCGAGAAGCGGAGUCACACAUCUCGUGGCGUCUAUGGGCGCUCACGCCGCCGCUCCUAUGAAGACCUGCGAGACUACGAACCUCGGCGCCUGUCCCACUCUGGGUCACGAUCUUCGUCAAGAUCGAAGAAGCAUUUUGCAGUCCGAGAUGCAGCUUUGGAAGCUGCAAUUGAACCAGUGGGCGACUUUGAAAGUCAGCCACGCCGCCACCGCAGCAGCAGCCGUAGCCGGUCACCGCGGAAGACCAAAAGUCGGAAAUACUCAUCUUCUGAGUCAUCCUUUGUAGAUAUCUCUAGACCGGCCAAGAAAUCUGUGGGUGGUGGCUUGAGCUCAUUUUUCACAGCCUCUUCUGAGAAUCGCAGAAAGCGGCAGGCUAAAAAGCGCAGAAGUAUAUUUUCAUUCAACAAUUCGUCAUCAUCCUCCCUAGAUGCUGAUUUAGCAUUCGGAAAUGGCUAUGCCAAAAGAUCAUCAGGGAAGUCUAAAAAGCGAAGCAAGAAGAAGGACGGUAACAACGUGGAUGCGGCAUUGCUAGGAUUAGGAGCAACAGCAACAGCAAUAGUUGCUUCAACUGACCGUCGAAGUCGACGGACAGGCGAGAUUCUCGCGAGAAAAGAACCCCCAUCCACUCGUUUGGGUUAUUCGUCGUCUGCCACCAAUGACGAUGCUUGGGAGGACGUGGACUCAGGAGAUCAAUCGUCAUCCAGUGUUAGUUCAGCGCUUGCCUUCGGAGGCAGUGGACUUUAUGGUAAUAAUGCCUCGCCGUCUUCUGAUUCUGGCACAUCAUUGUGGGGCUGGAGAUGGGGCAACAAGAAAGGCAAAGAGCAAAAGAGAAUGAGGUCCAACGUAUCGGAUAGUCGUUUCCCUGUUAAUGCUGCUGUAGCAGCGGGAGUAUUGGGAACGGCCGCAGUAGUCCACGACUAUAACAAGCGAGGGAGACGUACCAGCGAGGACACUGGAAGCAGUGCUGGGAAUCUUCAACACGUGGCCCCAGUGCCCACUAGUGAUCCUUCACGCUUUGACGCUGUCAAAGUAUCGUCUUUUCCUUCGCAGCCGGCACUGAUUCGCUCAGGACCCAUCCCUCUUCAACAACCCCAACCGGUGACACCAGUCUCUCAGGCUGUCUAUACUUCACAAGGAGAGAGUAUCCAUGCAUAUACUACACCAUCUCGUCCUCCUCCGUUUGCCAAUACAUUUGCACACUAUGACUACCAAGCUCAAGGUUCAGGAGUUGGCCUUUGGGAGCAUGAAACCCCCCUUUACCAUGAUACCAUCGAUAUGCCAUCAAAAGUCACCCGCCCCCCUCGACGAAGUGACUCAUCACCUGUGUUUCAUACGGAGUCUUUGGAGGGUGCAUCGAUGUCUAGUAUGAAGCGUCGUUCUACCAUGAAAGACCAGGGCUCCGUACAGUUUGACCUUACUAGAGAUCAAGCAGAGAAGGAGCAACGAGCAGAUCAUCUUAAGCGUAUAAAGCGUGAAUCUGGGCGCCAAGGAGUUCAGCUCAUUGACAGGGAGAGUGAGAUUGCGGCACAGGAGGAUAAAAAUAGGUCAAGACGGUAUUAUGAGGGGUACCGGGAUUCUGAUUAUGGUUCCCACGACCAAUACGGACAAGGGCCUAGUGGGGAGAGAGGCCCAGCAUCAACGAUUGGACUAGCAACAGUAGGCGCGAUCGGAGGUAUAACUGCAGCCAGUGUACUUUCCGGUCAAGGCUCCAACGGUGGUUCCUCCGAAUCCAGCCAGAGGCGUCAUUACGAACGCUCAGAGAAGCGUCGCGCAGAAAGACGCCGUGUGUCAGGUUCUGAGAUAUCGUCCGGCCUUCCCAUGCCUGACCGUGCCUAUAACGAUGUUGACCAGCGCCCGAACCCGAACUCCGAACAAGACCAUAUCAAGACUUCAGUAUUCAGUGACAUUCCUCCCAAGAAGCCGGUUCAUCACGAUUAUGCACAAUUCUUCGCACCCGAAGAGUUGCGGCAUAACCCUGAUACAUACAUGCGUCGCGAACCCGCUUCAAUGCCAACUAUCAUAGAGGUGGAACCUGCAAGUCAAAAAAGUAAGGCAACAGAGGAGCCCCAUCCAGAAUAUCGCGGUCUACCAUGGCCAGUUCCAGAGCUCAAGGUGGUUGAGCCCACGCCUCCUCAAAGUCAAAGUGGCUCCGUCAGAGAUAUUGCCUCUCCGAUUCCAUCGCCACCAGAGGUCCCUGAAGAUGAUAGGAUACCAAAGCGAUCGACAACAGGCUCCCGCGUGUCUUGGGGUAAGGAUGAGACACGCGAAUAUGAAGUCCCAUCUACAUCCUCUGAACUCGACCCCGCCGAUCAUGAAUUUGUGGCAGACCGUGGACAGGAAAAGCAGACUGGUAGUGAACCCGCCCAAGAAAUUCCGGCCAUUCAAACCGAUCUGUCCAAAGGCGCCACAAGUGAGUAUGGCACUGAUAUUGAAGUCGCGGCAACAGCCGCUGCAGUUGCUGCAGCCGCGGGUUUUGGCCCCUCCCUUGUGUCGGACAUCAGGGAAAAGCUCGCCUCUUCAUCAGGAGCUCGUGGCUAUGUUGAUGAGGCGGUAACACCCGAUGUGGGAGAGAAGCAGCCAAACAUAGGGAAAUUCGUCGAAAACGAGCCAGUUUACUCCGAACCGGUGUCGAUCAGUGACGGCAUUAGAACAUCUUAUGAUGAUCAACCUCCAUCAUCAAUUGCGCAAGAAGUGAUCCAGCAACUCACCGGAGAGCAAACACCCGAGGUGGGUGAACUUCCCGGGAGGGCCGUGGAGGAACCGAAUGAGAGCGGGAAAACGUUGGUCUUUCGAGAGAAGCGUUCUGGACCCGAGUCACCUGCAGAAGAAGUUUUGCAUAUCCCUGGUGGAUUCGAACUAGAGGAGUCAUCCAGCCAGCGGGAGCCGUGUGGAGACACACAAGAAUCAGCCCAGGAUGAUUCAAGGUCAAAUACCUCAGCUGCUAUACCUAGACAUAGUGAGGCACCGAUCGAGGAAGUUAGUUACUGCAAAGACAGUCGCGAAUCCGACAUCCCUAGUAGAGCUAGUCCACCUGCCGUUGAAGAGGGUUCUGCUAUCGGGAAGAAGAAGCGAAAGAAAAGACGUUCCAAGCGGGAUAGUGAUGCUUUCGAUGACACCGUCUCCGUGACAUCUUCCCCAGCCAGAGUUGAAGAGACUAGUGAUCGCAGCAGAAGUACGGAUGAACAGGCUAAAGAAAAGAGGGCAGGUGGUCUAUUCAGUAAUAUUUUUGGCUCUAAAGUGUCUGAGCCGGUAGCAAGCAGACAACUAUCAUCCGAUAUCUAUCCAUCUCGCGACGUCCAAUCCGAAGUCGGGCCACGUUCCGGUGAGUCUCGACGACAACGAAGGGAGGAAAAGCGGCGAGAAAAGUAUGGAGAAUUAGCGGACUUGGAUAAAACAACAGAACGUGAGAAGGGCCGGACAAUAUCGCAAGAUGGAGACAAUCAGCCGUCUUUUUUAGCUGGAAGCCCCGAAAUGCCUGACCAGGUAGGAGAUGAUGACCGUGAAGCGGCCAAGAAGUCUCUCGACAUCGCCACCUGCAUCAGGGAGAACUAUCGACCUAAGCCCAAGGUCUCGGAGUAUACCAAACUCACCCCAAUUGGCUCAGGGGCACGAAGAGGUCCAGGGUCAGCAGUCGCGGCGGUCGUCCGGGGUUCGACCAACAGAGUCUCCUACCGCCGUCCCUUUGCAUUUUCGUCGACCACCAACCACAUCACCACGAGCCCAUCGGUCGUCUUCACUUCCGGUGAAUUUAUAUCCUCACGAGAGAUGCGACCUCUGUGGCUUGUCGAACAUCAUGGUAGCAAAACGGAAGCUCAGCCUGAAGAACCGUUACCUUCCCUACCGUCAAGUAAGACAUCAUCAGCAAAUGCAUCCGCUGAGAAUCUCGCAUCUCUGCAGGAUGAGAAGAGCUGGGAAAAGAUAGAUUUGAGCCCCAGUAUUCAUAGAGACCAGCGGCCUGUUCACGUUGAUAUGCCCUCUGAUUCUCAACACGGAGUGCUUGGUUCCCAAGAAGUAACACCUACUGCCGCAAGCUUUGGACAAAUAAACACCUAUCAGUUACCUCGGAAGGACAAGCCCAAGUACGAGUUCCAUUCGCCCUCUGAACUUCUCCAGGAUCCAUGCACUUAUGCAGAGUUGCCUCCUUCUCCAAUAAUCGGGGCUCUUCCUUCUGCCGAGGGCUCUGUAGUCGGCGUAAAAGACGGUGGCGGGCUAGAGCGCAGCCUGGACAGUCUUCCACCUUUACCUGUGUCCCGACCUUCUACUCCUAAAAGUGAACAAUCUCAUGCUUCAGACGCUGCUGAAGAAUAUCUGACUAGAGAGCUGACAGCUCCCGACUUUGCAACGCCAAGGGCCCCCGGGAACGAUACUCCAUCCGCAGAUGUUGACACGCCUAUUAUGAAGGUCCUGGAUGCUGAUCUGCAGGAUCUUCAGCCAUCUGACGAGAAAACUCUGACAAAAGCCACCCAGAGUAAUAUUGAGUCAGGUGAUGCUCUAAUAUCUCAUGACCCAACUUCCCAAGGUCUGCCAGACGAGGCUGUUCCUGUGCCUCCAGCUGUCCAAAUCCCAACGAUAGAGGCAGUAGAGAAAGGUAGAGGGGAUCCAGGACAGGCAGCUACAAGCCCUGCCGACGUUGUCAACGUCGCAAUUGCAGAUCCUGUGCUACCUGCUGAAGAGGAACGUGCAUUGCCUGACGAACCGCUACAAUCUGUAACUACUGACGAGGUAAAGGCGGGAAUCAGUGCUACACUAGAUGAGAAAACGCAACCACAAGAGACACACCCUGGAAUGCAAUCCGAACCACAAAAGUCUUCAGUGGAGGAUAACGAGCCAUUGGGAAAUGCGGAGGCUAAAGUCGAGUCUAAUUCUAACCUCACUUCUGCCAAGAAUAUUUCUGCAGAAGGUGAAGAAGCAGAGAUUGUUGAUGGAGCAGCAGUCACAGGAUCAGCCAAGCCAAUAACGGGGAGUACAGACAAGGCUGCCGACGAAGCAGGCCAAGCGCCUAUCCCUGAAGAGCUGACAGUGGAUGCUUCUUCUCCAAGUUCAUCGAAGAAGAAGAAGAAGGCUAAAAAGAAGAAACCCAAGAAUGGAGAUCUACAUGAACAGGAGCCACAAGAUACCGCAGCCAUAGCUCGUGUAGCCGCUUCAUCCCCUGAGAAUGUUGAGAAAAUGGAUGGGGCACUGGCUCAAGGGGAAGCCCCAGCUGAUCAGAUUUCUCCACCAGAAAGCACCGGGAAAUCCACAGGAGCUGACGUAGAGUCCGCCACAGACCUCUUAAAGCCAGACGAGGCAGCAAAUAUACAAGUGUCUGGGGAUAUGCCUGUUGCUGAGCUUGAGCCUGUUAUGAAUAUUGCCAGAACUGGAGACGCACUUGCAGCCGAAAACGAGCUUAUUGCGAAGGACCUCAAAGCCGGGGACGAAGCGGGUAUGCAGGCAAUUGAGGGACGCCCGCUCUCCGAGUGGGAACCUACUGUCCAGCCUGAAAACCCACAAAAAGCUGUUGACCUAGCGGCUCCCGUGAAUCUAUCUAAGCAGGAGCCUCCUUUGGAGAUGCUGCUGUCAGACGAUGCUCCUCUAGCUGCUGAGACUUCAGUAACUGAACAGAAACCCAAUCCAGAGGCCUUGGGGACAGACGCAGUGCAGACAACGCAGGCACCCGAGGUUACGACGGCUCCGGUGGAAGGGUUACCCAAAGCUGAAGAUGCUCCUACCAUUCCAGACGUUCUUGUACCUGAGCAGGUGAUUCCUAAGGCAGAAGGUGAAGCUCACCAGGAAAGUUUUAAUUCGGAUAAAAUACCGGAUUCUGAUGUGGAGCAAGGGUCUACCGAGAGAGAAGCAGCUGCGAAUACAGAUAUCCCUACCAACAAUUCGGAGAGUGACAAGGUGAGCAAGGUAUCUGAUGCAAAUGAGAGCGUCAAAGAACUUGGUGACGCGGAGUUUGUGACGUCCAGUAAGACGGAACCAGAGGCUAGUGUGCGGGCAGGUGAAAAGCCUUCAAAAUCUGCAAUUGAUGAUUACCAGCCUGUGAAAGAAGCCUUACUGCCUUCAAAGGACGAAACUACCUCCAGCUCUGAACAUCCCAUGCAAGGUACAAUGGAGGGAGCUGAAAGCCUGGAGUUCAGCGGGCAGGAUGUUGUAUUGCCUGAGAAGUCCCUUGAACCGGCAGAGGAGCUCGACGAACAAAGCAAAGAAUACCGCCAGUCAGUACUACAAGACUCAACAGAGCAGAGUGCCUACGCUCAACAUGAAGCUCCUGGAGUUGUUUCUGAGCCUAGCACUGUAGUGCUAGAGCCGCCUACGGAAGCUACCUCUCUGAGCGUCCUUGGAGGUCACAAAAGUCUUGCGGCAGAUUUGCAGGAGGGGCUAACCCCCGAAGCGAGCACCGUUGACCCUGCUCCGGCCGAAUCUGAAUCCGGACCAUCACAACUGGAAAGUGAGCGAACUACCACAACAGAAGAGGCCAAAUCAUCAAUGGAACUGGACUCCGGAAAGAUAUCGCAAAAACAAGAUCAGAUGCAGGGCAAUGAUGCGCCUGCUGAACCGACAUUUUCUUCCGAGCCGGGGGCUGAAGUUGCUGAGGCUGAUACAAAAUGCCAAGAAACCGACGUUAUCGACGCGCAAACUGAAACUUCCUUGUCGCAACGAAGCAGCAAGAAGAACAAAAAGAAAAGUAAGCGCGAUAGUAUUACGGUGCCGCCUGUGGAGAAAGGGACGAACGAUGUUCCACCUAAUGUGCCUUCUAAUGAAGAAGCCACACCACAGGUGGAAGACGAACCUGCUGUGCCCCCCAAAGAAGAGCCUGCAGUAAGGCAGCCCGAGGAAACCCCGGACAACGAACACGAGGGCGCUAUCGACGUAUCGCCUGAAAAAACACCAGGCGCCACUGCAGAUACACGAAUUGAGUCCCAAGAUGCUGAUAUCGCGGAGAUAGCCCAGAAAGCCGGUUUAGAGGAAGCUUCAGAAGGACAGUCAACGAAGAAGGGCAAAAAGAAAAAGAAAAAUCGCAAAUCCAUAUCUUCGGAUUCUCAACCUGUGGCCGAUGCGGAGACCCAGCCUCCACUCUCCGCUGAGGGGCUUCCUGCCGAGAUCCCACUGGCGGAAACAAGCGGUGUGGUUCAUCCUACGGAAGACAAACAAAUCCCACAGGAAGCUACGGCGACUAACGAUACAACGGGGACGACUGAAGCCGUAGACGCUAAUCCUGCAGCAGCAAAUGAGGAGUACCCCGCCGAGACUAAUGAUGGUACACCACCUAUGUUUGAACAUGUCCCAGACGAUCCUGUACCUGAUCUCGAACCGGAAGCGGAGGAAUCUACACCGACUGGCAAGAAGAGUAAGAAAAACAAGAAAAAGAAACAAAGCUUGCAGUCCGCAUCCGACGCUCAUGAAACAGCCGCUGAACCCACACCUAGUACAGAAGUUGCAAGUCCAAAAAUAGACAUUCCUCUUGGUGCUGAAAAGCCCCGAACCACAGAGAGCCCAGGACUAGUUUUGGAGGAGACAAUCGAAAGCGAACAACCCUUGGACGUAACCGAAGUUGCGGAAGGCACCGCCUCAUCUGAAACAGCACCCGAGAUGACUGCUGCUCAAAAGAAGAAGGCUAAGAAAGAAAAAAAGAAGCAGCGCAAAUCCGCUCUAUUGGAUGAAUCACCAGCUUCUGCCCCCGUUAUUGAUCUGAACCCAGGGAAUGCUUCUUCGGAACGUGGUCCAGAUUCUGUUGGAGAAUCUGCCCCUGUCAAAGAACCUGAGGCAUAUGAUGCUUCGACCGAGGGACCUACACUUGUCGAUGAGCUCGUGAGUGAACAACCUAGGGUUGAAACGGUCACAGAUGCAGAGCCUGAUAUUGCGUUGAAUGAAGUCUUGGACGAUCAAUCCCAAGAACCUGCGCAGCAAGAGCCCAAAGAAGCGCCCACUGACAUCGCUGGUAUUCUAACAACGGAAGUAGAAAAUGUAGAGCCCGGCCAAACACAACAUACAGAUCAUACACCAUCCGACUUGGAAGGUACCCCUACGAACGAAGAGCAACUAAGAGCAGAUGUUGAUGGAAGGCACACGGUCGAAGUAGUGGGAGUCGAACAAGAGACCACAGAUGAGAAACAAGUUGAGGUAGAGCUUGGGGAUGCCACACUCAAUGCUGCACCCAAAAUGAAUGUGGAAACAGCCCUUGAGCAACCUCAGGAAGAAACGAUAAACGAGAAAGCCGCUCCAGACCAGACUCAAGAUACCGAAAUCCCCUUGACUGAUGCUAUUCUGCAAGACGCAGUUGAAGGGGAACCUGAGCUUCCUACUCCUAAGAAGUCUAAGAAGGAUAAAAAGAAAAAGAAGAAACAGCAGUCGACUUCUUUGGAAGAUGAUCAGCCUACGGCCGCUCUGGAAGAGGCUGCGCAAGAGCCUUCUGAUGCACGUCCGGACUCGCUUGAAAUCUCCGAGAAACCGCAGCUUUCUCUGCCCGAUGAUGUUGCAGAAGAGCCGCAACAUGCCUUCUCAGAGGAGCUUACGCAACAAUCGGAAGCAAAUGAGCAUGAGCGCACUGAGUCUCCAGAACAGGCUGACCUCACCACACCUGUAGAGCCUGAGCCUAUGGAGGAUACUCAGGAACCAGUUUCCAAGAAGAAGGCCAAGAAAGACAAGAAAAAGCGCAAGUCUGUUUCUUUUGCAAACAAUGAACAGGAGGCUUCCACGAAGUCAUCUGAAACCACUGAAGCAACAGAAGCGAGUCACCAUGUUAAAGAGGCUAGCCAACCUCCAGAGCAGGCAAAUGAGCAAAUGGCAGAAGCCAGCUCCCUCGUUCAGCCAAGUCAGGAAAAUGCUGAUAGCACUACUGCCGACGAGGUACAGCCUGGCGAAACAAGUGCAGACCUACACAAGGACGUUCCGACAGUCACAAAUGGCGAUGAUGGUUCAGAGUCGAACAAGGGGGCCGUAUCAAACGACGCACAAGUUUCUCAGCCGUACGGGGAUUCUGUUGCCGAAACACAAUCCAGCACAUUGAACCCUGAUCCUACGCCUUCAGUGGCGAGGGAGCUAGUAAACGAACCUAUAGUUCCUGAGUCUGAAGGAUAUACCAAUGAUGACACGCCAGUUAUUGAAUCCCCUGAGAAACAAGACGUACAGCAGGGUACAGAUAUUCUGACCGCCCUAGAAACUGGAGAGAAACAUGAAGUCGAGUCCACUCCGGAAGCGUCUGUACCCGAAACACCUUCUACUUCCGUGCAGGAAUCUACUGUGGUAGUCCAGGAGGCUGAACAAGAGAGUGCCCCUUCUAAGUCAAAGAAGGACAAGAAGAAGAAGAAGAAACGCAAGACCCAGGAACCAAUUGAGAACGAGGCAUCUGCUGUAUCUGAGCCAAGCAUCGAAGGGGCAUUCGUUCAAACUGAAGAGGAUAACCGUACUGCAGCUCCAGGAGUUAUCGAAGAGUCAGUCGAGCAGAAUAAUACUGCCAAGCCAUCCGAAAUCUCCAGUCAAGAUGUGCCACCUUUGACACCGGAGAGUACUACUGAACGGACGCGAGCUGAAACCGAACAUGCAGUUGAUAGUAUCGUUCACGAAGUGAAGGAGUCAGAAAAAACCGAACAGCAGGCAAGGGAACAGCCAGAAGAUACCCAGAAUGAUGGUGCACCGCCUAUGUCAGCGAAAGAAAGGAAAAAGGCGAAAAAGAAGGAAAAAAAGCGCCAGUCCAAAAACCUAGAUGGUAGUGCUGCUGCCUCCACUGCCGUGGAGUCUGCCUCAGUUGUACCAGGAGAAAAUACCCAAGGUCCCUUGAUGAAUGCAAGCGCCGCUUUAGCCGAAGAUGCCACGCAUGAUGCAGCCGAAACCCAAGCCUCCGCUGAAUUGAAAUCCUCAGGCCCUUCGGUUGAUACGGCAACCCCACCUGCUGAAGAUGACGGUAAAGAAAAUCAGUCCCACGGCACCGAGUCCCACGGCGAGAACGAUAAGAAUCUGUUUUGGACUGAUCACAUGGUAUCUUCGCAGGUAGAUCAACAGCAAGCCACUCCCCUCGACUCUCCUACCCAAACCGUGCCUGAGAAUGCCACACCCGAAAACGUGGCUGUCCCCGGCGAACCAGUCUCAUUGUGUGAGGAAAUUGAGGUAGGAACAGAAGGCCAUGCGUCAAAGACUGAGCAGGAGGCAACUAGUGAGGCAGAUAGGGUUUCCCUCGAGCAUCUGCCCGCUGAAGGCUUUGCAGCGGAAGCAGACGAAAGUGGCAAGGCACUUACGCCAGAUGGGGAUGAGUUAAUGGGCCAGCAAGAUACGAUUCCAGCCCAGACAGAUGAGAUGCUUGAAGAAAAAGGUCAAGAAGCAGCGCCUGAAGCACGUCUUGUUACUGCUGAGGUAACAGGCACUUCCAUGGAUGGUCUACAAGCAACAAAUGAAAAUGCAGUUCCUCUCUCUCCUGCUGAGGCUGGGGCUCCCGAGGACCUUCAAGAGACAAACAACGGUUCAACUUUUGAUAUUGAGAAAGUUGAAGCGACAGCGCCUUCUGAGAAUUUACAUCGGGCGCGACAACCAGAAGAUCCUGUAUUAGAAGAUACUUUUUCUGAGUCUAAUCUACUCUCUACGACAUCACCCGAACAUACCACGCUCGUAGCCAAAGAUUCAGAAUUGCAAGCAAGCAGCGCUGGGUCUGCCCUCGAAAGUGACGCAAAGGAAGAUGAUACUGCGAGCCACGGAGAAACAAGACUGGACGGAGUGGGUCUCGUUUUAAACCCAGUGACAGUUGAAGAGUCACACUGCAGUAGUGCAGAGGUGACCAACACGUCAGAGUCUGCUAAGGAGGCUUCAAGUGAGAUACAGGCAGAGCCCGGAGACUUGUUGCCAAUUAGCUCUGGCGAGGAGAACAGGGAAAACAAGGAAGCACCCACUGAGUCAAAUGCGGCAAGAGAGACACCAGCUGGCACAGAGACAACCGCUGAACAUUCGGAAACCAACAGAAAGGCAAUAUUGGGUCCCGUGGAAUCCUUGAGUCCAGAGCAUCAACCAUCAGUCGAGAAGGAACAACUGCAAGCCAGUAUUGAACCUACACCCGAGCAGUGGAGCCACGAAGAACUGCAGGAUGUCGCUAAAACAGGCGAAGGGGAAAUUAUGACACAGCCUUUAAGCCGCAAAGCGUCGAAAAAACAAAAGAAGAAAGCGAAAAAGCAAGCCAAGGAAGCGUCAAUAGAAAUCGCUGGUACUUCACUUGCAGAGUCUAAAGGAUUGAUAGAUGCAGAAAGCGGCCCUGAAGCAACAGUCGGCACCGCAAUUGCUGGUGCCGCUGAAUCCCGUUUGGUCCCCGAAGAAAAGCCCAUGCAGAGCGAAGGAGUGCAAGGUUCACAUAGCGAGACAGACGUAUCGCAGCCGACAUUGGAGGCUGUAUCCACAACGGAAGAAAGAAGUCCGCGUAUAGCUAAGAUGUUUCCUAGCCAGACUCAAGCCACGCAGGAGUUACAGGAGGGAGAGGGCAAAGACGCUGAAGCCAUGCCAAAAUCGAGCAGCCAGACUUCUGAGGGAGCCAAUCUUGAGACAGCCGAAGAGAGGAUUCAACAGGAAAUUCCAGUUCUCGGGACCGUAUCAAAGGAGGAGGAAGGGAUAUUCGAGAAAGAAGCUGAGCUGCAGGUUCCUGAGCGAACAGAGCAAGCAUCAGGGGAAAAUACCGAGACUGCUGAUGGGGCCCUGCUUGUGCACGAAGCAAACCCAGACAAGUCAGAGCUCCCAAUGGCUGAAGCAACCAGGGCAGAGGUUUUUCAUUCCAAAACAUCAUCUCAGGGCAACAAGCAGAAGAGCGAAGAGAACAUGAGCGUAGAGGCCACGGAACCAAAAGAAAGUGAAGGUGUCAGUGGAGAGGCAAACGUGAAACAUUCCCAUGAUCAGCAUCAUUCAGAGACAUUGGUAACGGAACGGUCUGCAAAGGAUGACGAAUGGCCUUUGAUAGAUUGGGAGAAGGAAAGAGUCGAUGCUUUAGAUCAGACUCCCCAAUCUUCGCCUGAAGCUUGCGCGGCCCCAUUUGAGCCAGACGAGUCGGCUGAAGCCAUAAAGGCGAAGGCAAUUAUGGGGCCGCAAGGACAAGAUUCUGAGGCGAAACUUGCGACGCCAGAAGCAACUGUCGAAACAGCUGAGUAUGUUGCUGACCAAUUGGCUCCGUCAACGGAGGCGCCCGGUACGGAGCCAGUCUCAGAAGCGACCCGAGAGCAUGCCCUAGACGAUGCAGAAAGCUCUAUCCCGGGGAAGCAGACGAUGGGAGAACCUGGCUCGGUUUCCCAGAAGCAAAGCAAAAUUGCCAGUAUAUUUCCUAACUUGGAACGAGGGGCAUUUCGGCGACCUAUCGCCACCAAGUCGUCGGAGUCAGUAAAAGAUGGGGCUGAGGAUGAGACCAAUGACCAAGGAGCGAGUCGCGAAGACGCGAUGCAGGUCUCGGAAGCGCCCAUCGCUACUACUGACGGCAAGGACAGCGACCACAUUGCGAACCCUCUGGUGACUUCAGAGCGGUCAACUACUGCUACGCUAGAGGACCUACCAGGAGAGGCUAUAAUUCGUGAUGUCCAAACGCCGGUUGGAUCUCGUUCAGUUCAAGCAAGCUACAAGGACUCCGAGGGUGUUCGAUAUACAGAUUCUCUUGCGCGGGAAAUUCCAUUACACGCGCCAACUCCAAUCCAUAAGCAACCGUCUACACUAAUCAGCUCCUCAUCGGAUACUAUGCGUAUAGACCGGCAAGCAAGCCCCGAGUCUCUCUGUGAACUUGGCCGCAGUCCGUCAAUCCAGAGAUCGCGCGACCCCUCCCCGCGGCCAAAGCCAUCCGAAGAAGAUGCGUCAACUGACCAACCAAACAGCACACCGCCGCCAUCUUCAGCCUUUGGGGUGGUAGACAGAGGCGCAAUCUCCCCUCCCCGGACCCCAUUGCAACCUAUUGCGGAACACGAACCAGUUGAUCGGACAAGAACCCCCAUAGGAGCCAGGGGCCAGAGCCAGGGAAUUCCCCGGUUGGAGAUGAAGCCAGAACAUGUGCUUCCGCGGCCCGAGACACCGGUCAGGAAAUUUACAGACAAUGCUCUGGCGCGCCAGGCAUGGCCUACACUUGACAGAGAUGGAGAUGGAGACUUGCACACCAGGGACCAUGGUGCAGCGAGAUCUAUGGACCGCGAAUGGACUGCGGAAGCCAUCCAAACACCCGAACGAGGCAUCUUAAAACCGAGCAGUAUGGGUAGCAUUAAAAGUGUGCACAGCGCACACUCUCAGCGGUCGCUCCGACGAACGGAUCGCAGCGCGGGCGGCGAUUUGCGGGCGGCGAGCCAAGCACAAACCGGCGCCCGCCAAUCAUCGUGCAGCCCCCAGCCACCUGUCGAGCCCCCUCUUUUGGACCUCAAUAUUGAGCACAUAGCUUCUUCCUCUUCCUACGACCCCGUCACCGACAAGGGCAAACGGCCCAUGCGAGCCAUGACCGAUGUUUACGAGAGCUGGGGGGAAAUACCGAACUCGCCUCGGUCGCCUACCCGACCGCCUAGCAUCCGGCAUCGUCGAAGCAUGCAACACUUACAAGAGCUUGAGACUCGCCUCGACCGACUCGUUUCCGAGAAUCGCUUGCUUGUUGCUGCGCGGGAAGCUGCUGAAGACAAGCUGCGCAAUGCAAGUGUUGCUCGUCGCAAGAGUGACCAUGCUCUCAACGAGCGAGCUGCAGACUUGCGGGACCGGGAAGCUGAAGUGGAACAACUUAAGAAUUCAGUAGAAUGGCUUCAGAAAGAAGUAUCCCGGUUGACGGAAGAGAACGAAGGGCUGACUGUCACGAACUCCAACAUUACCGUCGCCCAUGCUGCCGAGAUCCAAACCAUACGGACGUCAUUCAACAGUGAGCUAGGCGACUUGCGCCUACAGAAUCAGCAGCUGUCGAACGAAAUGCAAGAUAGAGUACGUCAGGAGAUCGAUGCGGCACUGGCUCAGAAGAAUAUGGAGCUUCGCAGGUUACGAGAGGAUUUAGAGAGCGCCCGGGACAAAGUGAAGGAACUACAACAGCAGAUCGCCGCAUCCAUGCACGAUAGCGUGUUAGUUUUCAGGGAUGAGGACUACUUUGACGCUGCGUGUCAAAAGCUGUGUGGACAUGUUCAACAGUGGGUGCUACGCUUCUCUAAACACUCUGACCUACGCCGCUGUCGCAAGCUCGACGAUAUUCAGGACGAGAAGAUUGCAGACCGGUUUGAGAAUGCCAUACUCGAUGGAUCCGAUGCUGAUGUCUAUCUCUCCGACCGGGUUCGUCGACGAGAUGUAUUUAUGUCAGUGGUCAUGACAAUGGUGUGGGAGUUCAUUUUCACUCGCUACCUGUUCGGCAUGGACCGUGAACAACGACAAAAGCUCAAGUCUCUUGAAAAACAGCUCGGUGAGGUAGGCCCGCGCGGUGCAGUUCAUCGUUGGAGGGCUACUACCCUAAGCCUUCUCUCAAAGCGGCCUGCUUUCUCCCGGCAGCGUCAGAACGAUACAGAAGCGGUGGCCUUGGAGAUCUUUGAGACGCUGUCCCGUCUUCUUCCACCGCCGAGCAAUGUAGAGUCCCAGCUUCUAGAGUCUCUGCGCAAGGUGCUGCGGGUUGCCGUCAACCUAUCUAUCGAAAUGCGCACGCAGCUGGCGGAAUACAUCAUGCUCCCCCCACUACAACCUGAGUACGAUACCAAUGGUGACCUUGCACGGCAAGUUUAUUUCAAUGCGUCCCUUAUGAACGAGCGCAGCGGCGAAACUACUUCAAAUGAGGAAUUGGAAUCCCAACAAGCUGUGGUACGGGUUGUCCUGUUCCCGUUAGUAGUGAAGAAGGGCAAUGAUGCAGGCGAAGGCGAAGAUGAAGUAGUCGUUUGCCCGGCGCAAGUACUCGUUGCACGCUCUCCUAAAGAUAAGAAGGUUACCAGAAUGCUCAGUGGUGACCGAAUGUCCUUGGAUGGCACCAGAUCCAUUCACAGUAUCGCUCCGUCGUCGACCAUGGACAUGAGCAAUGUGAUUUGA
Aspergillus nomiae NRRL 13137 is the source of this 16827-nucleotide messenger RNA. It is a transcript of the gene lah, whose product is annotated as involucrin repeat protein. The record is from RefSeq and is a predicted model, not a curated record. NCBI's taxonomy places the organism in Eukaryota, Fungi, Ascomycota, Eurotiomycetes, Eurotiales, Aspergillaceae. Bases 1 to 16827 code for a protein of 5608 amino acids. The transcript is spliced from 7 exons.